GCGGCUCUGACAAGCCUGCCGGAAGCGUUCCCUGCCCAGCUUCCGGCCGGAGACGGACUUCCUCCUACGUCAGGGCACCUGCGACCCCUAGCGGCGGGGCGCCGGCGGGACGGGCGGGCACCGCCCUCGCUGUCUGGAGGGCGGGACUUCCGGGCGGCGGGACUUCCGGCUGCUGAGUGACGGGCGCAGCAUCAGCAUCGGCGGCGGCAGCGGCUGAGCCCUGAGGCAACAGCGGCUGCGGCGGAGGCGACGGGCUGCGGCCUGCGGACUCACGGGCAGCCGGGGCGGGCGAACGCGCCGGCGGACAGCAGGCCGCGCUGGCGGCGGCGGUGGCCGCGAUGAUGGAGAUCCAGAUGGACGAGGGCGGCGGCGUGGUCGUGUACCAGGAUGACUACUGCUCCGGCUCGGUGAUGUCGGAGCGGGUGUCGGGCCUGGCGGGCUCCAUCUACCGCGAGUUCGAGCGCCUCAUCCACUGCUAUGACGAGGAGGUGGUCAAAGAGCUUAUGCCGCUCGUGGUCAACGUGCUCGAGAACCUGGACUCCGUGCUCAGCGAGAACCAGGAGCACGAGGUGGAGCUGGAGCUACUGCGCGAGGACAACGAACAGCUGCUCACCCAGUACGAGCGGGAGAAGGCUCUGCGCAAGCAGGCCGAAGAGAAAUUCAUCGAGUUCGAAGAUGCCUUGGAGCAGGAGAAGAAGGAGCUCCAAGUCCAGGUGGAGCACUAUGAGUUUCAGACCCGCCAGCUGGAGCUGAAGGCCAAAAACUAUGCAGACCAGAUUUCCCGGCUGGAGGAGCGGGAGUCGGAGAUGAAGAAGGAGUACAACGCCCUGCACCAGCGGCACACGGAGAUGAUCCAGACCUACGUGGAGCACAUCGAGAGGUCCAAGAUGCAGCAGGUCGGGGGCAACAACCAGACGGAGGGCAGCCUGCCCGGGCGGAGUCCUCGCCAGUCGUGGAGGAGAAGCAGGAAGGAACGGCCCACUUCCCUGAAUGUCUUCCCCCUGGCGGACGGCAUGGUACGUGCCCAGACGGGGGGCAAGCUCGUGCCUGCGGGGGACCACUGGCACCUGAGCGACCUCGGCCAGCUGCAGCUCAGCGCCAGCUACCAGUGUCCGCAGGAGGAGAUGUCCGAGUCGGGCCAGUCCUCGGCGGCUGCCACCCCCAGCACCACGGGCACCAAGUCCAACACGCCCACGUCGUCUGUGCCCUCGGCCGCCGUCACGCCGCUCAGUGAGGGCCUGCAGCCCCUGGGCGACUACGGCCCCAACGCAAAGAACGGCAAGCGGGCACGGGAGAAGCGCAACAGCCGCAACAUGGAGGUGCAGGUCACACAGGAGAUGCGCAACGUCAGCAUAGGCAUGGGCAGCAGUGAUGAGUGGUCCGACGUCCAGGACAUCAUCGACUCGACCCCAGAGCUAGACAUGGGGCGGGAGCCCCGCCUGGACCGCACAGGCAACAGCCCGACCCAGGGGAUUGUGAACAAGGCUUUCGGCAUCAACACGGACUCCCUCUACCACGAGCUGUCAACCGCGGGCUCCGAGGUCAUCGGGGACGUGGACGAAGGGGCCGACCUGCUAGGGGAGUUCUCAGUGCGCGAUGAUUUUUUUGGAAUGGGCAAGGAAGUGGGGAAUCUGCUUCUGGAGAACUCGCAGCUUCUAGAAACCAAAAACGCUCUGAACGUGGUGAAGAACGACCUCAUCGCCAAGGUGGACCAGCUCUCAGGGGAGCAGGAGGUGCUGAAGGGGGACUUGGAAGCUGCCAGGCAGGCCAAACUCAGGCUGGAGAACCGUAUCAAGGACCUGGAGGAGGAGCUGAGGAGAGUGAAGUCGGAGGCCAUCGUUGCCCACCGUGAACCCAAAGAAGAGGUGGAGGAUGUAAGCAGCUAUCUCUGUACAGAAUUGGACAAGAUCCCCAUGGCGCAGCGCCGCCGCUUUACGCGCGUGGAGAUGGCCCGCGUGCUCAUGGAGCGCAACCAGUACAAGGAGCGGCUCAUGGAGCUGCAGGAGGCUGUACGGUGGACGGAGAUGAUCCGAGCGUCCCGCGAGCACCCGUCUGUCCAGGAGAAGAAGAAGUCCACCAUCUGGCAGUUCUUCAGCCGCCUCUUCAGCUCCUCCUCCAGCCCCCCUCCGGCCAAGCGGUCCUACCCCUCCGUGAACAUCCAUUACAAGUCGCCCACCACGGCCGGCUUCAGCCAGCGCCGCAAUCACGGCAUGUGCCAGAUCGCCGGCAGCCGGCCCCUGGAGUUCUUCCCCGAUGACGACUGCACGUCCUCCGCCCGGCGGGAGCAGAAGCGCGAGCAGUACCGCCAGGUGCGCGAGCACGUGCGCAACGACGAGGGGCGGCUGCAGGCCUGUGGCUGGAGCCUGCCGGCCAAGUACAAGCAGCUGAGUCCCAACGGGGGCCAGGAGGACACACGGGUGAAGAACGUGCCCGUCCCCGUGUACUGCCGCCCCCUGGUGGAGAAGGACCCCACCAUGAAGCUGUGGUGUGCUGCGGGCGUCAACCUGAGCGGCUGGAAACCCAGUGAGGACGACUCUGGGAAUGGAGUCAAGCCCCCGCCAGGCUGUGACCCUCUGACCUGCGACCGGGACGUCGAAGGAGAGACCCAGAGCAACCAUUCGUCCCCAGAGAGGAGGAAGGCCAAGGAGCUCCCCGAGGCGGAGCCCCCGUCCAGCCGCGUGUGGAUCCUCACCAGCACCCUGACCACCAGCAAAGUGGUCAUCAUCGAUGCCAGCCAGCCCGGCGCCGUCGUGGACCAGUUCACCGUGUGCAACGCCCACGUGCUCUGCAUCUCCAGCAUCCCCGCGGCCAGUGACGGCGACUACCCUCCAGGGGAGAUCUUCCUGGACAGCGAUGUGAACCCCGAGGACUCCGGUGCAGACGGCGUGCUGGCCGGCAUCACCCUGGUGGGCUGUGCCACCCGCUGCAACGUGCCACGCAGCGCCUGCUCCUCCCGCGGAGACACGCCAGUGCUGGAUAAGGGCCAGGGGGAGGUGGCUGUUGUCGCCAACGGGAAAGUCAACCCAUCUCAGUCCAUGGAGGAGGCCACGGAGGCCACGGAGGUGCCAGACUCUGGGCCCAGCGAGGCAGAUGCAGGCGCCGUGCGGCCUGGGCCCCUCACGGAGCACGUCUUCACCGACCCGGCCCCCACCCCGCCCCCCAGCGCCCAGCCUGACAGUGAAAACGGGCCGGAGGCCGACGUGAGUGGCAUGCAGCCCGAGCCGGAGCCCAGCGGGGACCCCACAGGGGCCACCAGCAGUGCUGCACCCACCAUGUGGCUGGGAGCCCAGAAUGGCUGGCUGUACGUGCACUCGGCCGUGGCCAACUGGAAGAAGCGCCUGCACUCCAUCAAGCUGAAGGACUCCGUGCUGAGCCUGGUGCACGUGAAAGGGCGCGUGCUGGUGGCUCUGGCGGACGGGACUCUGGCCAUCUUCCACCGAGGUGAAGACGGCCAGUGGGACCUGAGCAACUAUCACCUGAUGGACCUGGGCCACCCGCACCACUCCAUCCGCUGCAUGGCCGUGGUGCACGACCGCGUCUGGUGCGGCUACAAGAACAAGGUGCACGUGAUCCAGCCCAAGACCAUGCAGAUUGAGAAGUCGUUUGACGCCCACCCACGGCGGGAGAGCCAGGUGCGGCAGCUGGCGUGGAUCGGCGACGGGGUGUGGGUAUCCAUCCGCCUGGACUCCACGCUGCGGCUCUACCACGCCCAUACCCACCAGCACCUGCAGGACGUGGACAUCGAGCCCUACGUCAGCAAGAUGCUGGGUGCGUGGCUGCCGGGCAGCGUGGGGGCGGGCCGGAGGGUCCCGGCGCCGGCCCGCUGUGACCCCCUGCCCAUCUCCCCCAGGCACAGGCAAGCUGGGCUUCUCCUUCGUGCGCAUCACGGCCUUGCUCAUCGCGGGCAACCGCCUCUGGGUGGGCACUGGCAAUGGCGUGGUCAUCUCCAUCCCUCUGACCGAGACCGUGGUCCUGCACCGAGGCCAGCUGCUCGGGCUCCGGGCCAACAAGACGUCCCCCACAUCCGGGGAGGGGGCCCGCCCGGGAGGCGUCAUCCACGUGUACGGCGACGACAGCAGCGACAAGUCAGCCAGCAGCUUCAUCCCCUACUGCUCCAUGGCCCAGGCCCAGCUCUGCUUCCACGGGCACCGGGACGCCGUCAAGUUCUUCGUCUCCGUGCCAGGCAACGUGCUGGCCACUCUCAACGGCAGCGUGCUCGACAGCCCUUCCGAGGGCCCUGGGCCCACUGCUCCCGCCGCAGAUGCCGAGGCGCAGAAGCUGAGGAACGUGCUGGUGCUGAGCGGCGGGGAGGGCUACAUCGACUUCCGCAUCGGCGACGGGGAGGACGACGAGCCCGAGGAGGGGGCGGGGGACAUGAGCCAGGUGAAGCCCAUGCUGUCCAAGGCCGAGCGCAGCCACAUCAUCGUGUGGCAGGUGUCCUACACGCCCGAGUGACGCUGCGGCCCCCACCACCCACCCUGCCUGCCACCACCUGCCUCCGUGUACAUACAGCCCCGCCCGCCUGCCCACCGCCCACCCCGCAGGCCAGGCGCCCGUCCACCCCUCCUCUAACCUCUCAACCUGCAGCUUUCACCUUAGUUCCGGGCCUCUUUGCAAGCUGGCAAGAGCAGCCGUGCAGGCCUGGCUGGGAGGGAGGCGGGGGAGCGGGGUGGCGAUCUGACCAGGGAGGGACGACACCCUUGCCCGGCGGCUCCUGGCUGGCACCCAGCCCAAAGUCCCCGAGGCCCGAGGACACUUCAGGGCCAGAGCGAGGCCAACCCCCAGGAUGGCUGGGCCGGGGGAACGUCCCUACAGGGGACUCUCCAUGCCCGCCAUUCACUCCCAGGACUUCUGGGGGCGGAGGGCAAGAAGGGGCCUCACGCCACUGAGUCUCCCCACCCUGCGUCCCCUUGCCUUUGCCUGCUGCCCGUGGAGUGUGGGUCCAACCCUCAGGGAGCCAGCCAGUCACUAGCCCUCCCUGGGCCCCCCUCCCCUGUCCCUGCCACCCUGGGAACUGGCAUAAAAGCAUGUCACCAGGCUCCCUGGGGCACCUGCUUGAGAAGACAGACAGUGCCCUCGUCCCGCUGAGUCCCAUCCCGUGAUUGUCCUGUGUGGCAGGCUCUCACUGACCCGCGUCCCCCCACCUCGUAGGAGCAGGCUCUGGAGUCCCACCCCUCCCAGAGGCCCCCAAGGGUGGGGUUUCUCAGGCUGCCAGGGCAGGCCCAGGCCUCAGGAAGAAGGGGAGGCCCCCGGCCUCUCCUGGGGUCAGUCCUUGGACACAGGCUCAGCCUCAGGGUGACGAGGAAAGGUGUGCUCCAGGGCCUGCCUCCCGUGCAGUCUCCAAGGAGCCCAGCUCCCAGGACACGCUACUAAGUGCCUAGGGCUGGUGGUGUGGCCUGCUCUCUUGAGGGCAACCGACGAGGCUGUGAGCAGAGGCCCUAAGGGCUAGAACAGGAGCUGCUUUUGGCAGGCACCGCCCUGGACUGCCAACUCCCCACCUGCCCAGGCCUUACUCCUGUUCCUCGAGGCACCAGUCAGGGCAGCCCCAGGCCCUGCUGCCCACCCACCUCCCACCAGAGAAGCACAGAUCUUGGGCAGCCGUCCCACAAGCCCAGCUGGCCACCGCUGCAGCUCCUUGCAGCCACAGGAUUCUCCUCACCGCCCUGCCACUGUCCACUGUGAAGUGUGUCGCGUCCCCUGUCCGUUCUCACAGGGCCAGGGAGGGACUGGGGGGAGCCGGGUGGGUACAGCUGGGGAAAGGGGCUGGGUGAUGAUUCUCCUCAGGCUUUGGCCCUGCAACUUGAACCUACGUAUCUGCUCUGUAUGUAAUAAAUGUCUUAACAUCGUA
Molecule: messenger RNA, 5848 nt
Organism: Sus scrofa (pig)
Lineage: Eukaryota; Metazoa; Chordata; Mammalia; Artiodactyla; Suidae
Source: RefSeq, a predicted model, not a curated record